Molecule: messenger RNA, 1590 nt
Organism: Mya arenaria
Lineage: Eukaryota; Metazoa; Mollusca; Bivalvia; Myida; Myidae
Exons: 5
Coding region: 1-1590 (529 amino acids)
Source: RefSeq, a predicted model, not a curated record
AUGGCGUCUGGUGGUGCGAGAUUGAAGAACGCGGUGGAUGUCGAGGGUUCAAUCUGCGACCUAGAGGAAAAGGGUGAGCUAUUGUCCCGGGAAUUGCUAGAACUUACUCCCAGAGCGAAAUCGACAAAGAAAUCGAACGAAUUUGACUUCGACGAACUGCUGAAAGAGAGGGACAUUUUACGACGAGACAGACUUCAUGAGAUUACCGCUGGUGUAAAGACCAGAGACAGACUUCAUGAGAUUACCGCUGGUGUAAAUACCAGAGACAGACUUCAUGAGAUAACCGCUGGUGUAAAGACCAGAGACAGACUACAUGAGAUUACCGCUGGUGUAAAGACCAGAGACAGACUUCAUGAGAUUACCGCUGGGGUAAAGACCGGAGACAGACUACAUAUUGUUACUGCUGGUGUAAAGACCAGAGACAGACUUCAUGAGAUUACCGCUGGUGUAAAGACCAGAGACAGACUUCAUGAGAUUACCGCUGGUGUAAAGACCAGAGACAGACUUCAUGAGAUUACCGCUGGUACCAGAGACAGACUUCAUGAGAUUACCGCUGGUGUAAAGACUGGAGACAGACUUCAUGAAAUUACCGCUGGUGUAAAGACUGGAGACAGACUUCAUGAGAUUACCGCUGGUGUAAAGACUGGAGACAGACUUCAUGAGAUUACCGCUGGUGUAAAGACCAGAGACAGACUACAUGAGAUUACCGCUGGUUUAAAGACCAGAGACAGACUUCAUGAGAUUACCGCUGGUGUAAAGACCAGAGACAGACUACAUGAGAUUACCGCUGGUGUAAAGACCAGAGACAGACUUCAUGAGAUUACCGCUGGUAUCAGAGACAGACUACGUAUUUUUGCUGGUGUAAAGAUCAGAGACAGACUACAUAUUGUUACUGCUGGUGUAAAUACCAGAGACAGACUUCAUGAGAUUACCGCUGGUGUAAAGACCAGAGACAGACUUCAUGAGAUUACCGCUGGUGUAAAGACCAGAGACAGACUUCAUGAGAUUACCGCUGGUGUAAAGACCAGAGACAGACUUCAUGAGAUAACCGCUGGUGUAAAGACCAGAGACAGACUACACGAGAUUACCGCUGGUGUAAAGACCAGAGACAGACUUCAUGAGAUUACCGCUGGUGUAAAGACCGGAGACAGACUACAUAGUGUUACUGCUGGUGUAAAGACUAGAGACAGACUUCAUGAGAUUACCGCUGGUGUAAAGACCAGAGACAGACUUCAUGAGAUUACCGCUGGUGUAAAGACCAGAGACAGACUUCAUGAGAUUACCGCUGGUGUAAAGACCAGAGACAGACUUCAUGAGAUUACCGCUGGUGUAAAGACCAGAGACAGACUACAUGAGAUUACCGCUGGUGUAAAGACCAGAGACAGUCUACAUAUUGUUACUGCUGGUGUAAAGACCAGAGACAGACUUCAUGAGAUUACCGCUGGUGUAAAGACCAGAGACAGACUUCAUGAGAUUACCGCUGGUGUAAAGACCAGAGACAGACUUCAUGAGAUUACCGCUGGUGUAAAGACCAGAGACAGACUUCAUGAGAUUACCGCUGGUCUUAAAUGCUUUGAGCGUCUGGGAUAA